This is a messenger RNA of Dendrobium catenatum, 824 nucleotides long. RefSeq lists its product as uncharacterized. The transcript has a single exon. The coding region runs from base 82 to 462 and encodes 126 amino acids. The record is from RefSeq and is a predicted model, not a curated record. Lineage: Eukaryota; Viridiplantae; Streptophyta; Magnoliopsida; Asparagales; Orchidaceae.
AUCCACUCGUUUGUUUCUCCUUUAAAAGUUCUUCCCGAAAAAGCGAACAAAAAAUAAACUUUCUUAUUUCUCUAUCUAGAAAUGGCUUAUGGAAUGGCAAUAACCUUUCGGCCGGCAAUGGUACAGGCGAACGCUGGAGGACCCAGAAGGGAUCGGAGUCGGAGAAGCGCUGGAACCGGCGGCGGCGGGGCUUGGUGGACCCCGUUGUUUGGCUGGGGAGCGCAGCCGGACUAUAUCGACUGCGUAGAUCAAUCUUCGCCAGAAAAGGCUGCAGCGACGGAUCCGGCGAUGGAGAGUCGGAAGAGCUCAGCGCGGAUCUUCACUGGGUUCACAGAGGAGAAAGCGAGGGAGAUGCGGAUGAGGAUGCUGGAAACAGAGAGCUUCCACGACGCUAUGUAUCACUCUUCAAUCGCCUCCCGCCUAGCAAGCGAUGUUCGCCGCAGAUCCGGAUACAAUAACUAGGAUUUCAAUAAAAGUGUUUGAAUUGAAGUUUUUAUCAGAUCUUUUCUCCUGCCCAGAGCUUAAUCACCAAUAAAAUCAAGAUUCCCUUUUUUUUUUUUAAGUUUAUUUUCUUUUUUUUUUUCUAUAUUUGAUAAAUCAGUGUUGGUGCCGUUACCCCUUGGCACAAUAUCAAGUUAGAAAUAAAAUCGUGGUGCAGAUGUCAAGCAUGCUGGGAGGGGACCGGGAAAAAUAAUUCGAGACUAGUAAUCUUUGCCUCUAUGUGUUCAUCGCUAAAUGUCAUCGUCAUAGAUUACCAUAUUAACUGUAUGUUUACUUCCCUAUGUGUAAAUCAAAUUCACAGGCAUCAGAGCCGAUUACAGUGA